Messenger RNA from Camellia sinensis, 2790 nucleotides. Its product is annotated as putative pentatricopeptide repeat-containing protein At3g01580. Gene Ontology annotation, molecular function: protein binding; RNA binding. The record is from RefSeq and is a predicted model, not a curated record. NCBI's taxonomy places the organism in Eukaryota, Viridiplantae, Streptophyta, Magnoliopsida, Ericales, Theaceae. Gene Ontology annotation, biological process: RNA modification. Gene Ontology annotation, cellular component: intracellular membrane-bounded organelle.
ACAGCCACUUCCCAACAAACACACACACAACAUGUUUUGUUUUCUAUACCCAGAAUACUACCUAAACUAGCAGCGGCUUAACAACUUCACUCAAAUACUAUCAGACAAUAUCAUAUUAUACAUAUUCUAUGAACGAAAAACCACCUCAAUCUUCAUAAUUGUAUACUUUUGGUGGGUUCUAGUCGUCUCUGCUUGGUGUAUUUCUGAGAGAGUUUUCUGUAUGAAUAAGAGUCAAUUUAUUGCCAAUCUUUUCGAAGCAUGUAAAGAUGGCAGAUCAACCGCCCAACUCCAUUCCCAAAUCAUCAAAACUGGUCGCACUUGCAACACUUUCUUUGCCACCAAACUAAACAUUUUAUACUCCAAAUACACACCUCUCCACACUGCACGCAAGUUGUUCGACGAAACGCCUCACCCAAAUGUACAUUUAUGGAACUCCAUUCUCAGGAGCUACUGUAGAGAAAAACAAUACGGGCAAACUCUACUUCUGUUUUGUCAAAUGCUGUCUGCUGAAAAACCAGACAAUCUAACUCUACCCAUUGUUGUAAGGGCGUGUGCGAGGUUGCGGGCGCUCAAAUUUGGGAAAAUGAUUCAUGGGUUUGUUAAGAAAUCUGAUAAUUUUGGUUUGGAUAUGUUCAUUGGGUCGGCAUUGGUCGAAUUGUAUUCUAAAUGUGGAUUGAUGGAUGAUGCUUUGCGAGUUUUUGAGGAAUAUUUUGUACCAGAUGUUGUUUUAUGGACUGCAAUGGUUAGCGGAUAUGAGCAGAAUGGCGAUCCUGAAAAAGCGCUUGAAUUUUUCAUCCGAAUGGUGACAGUGGAAGGUGUUAGUCCUGACCCGGUAACACUUGUUAGUGUGGUAUCAGCUUGUGCUCAAUUGUUGAAUCUAAAGGUUGGGCUUAGUGUUCAUGGGUUUAUGAUUAGGAUGGGUAUUGAUGCUGGCUUAUCUUUGGGCAACGCAUUAUUAAAUUUAUAUGCAAAAACAGGUGCUGUAAUUACUGCAUUUAGUUUGUUUAGGACAAUGAAACAAAAGGAUGUGAUUUCGUGGAGCACUAUGAUUGCUUGUUAUGCUCAUAAUGGAGCUGCUACUCAAGCAUUAGACAUUUUCGAUGAGAUGGUUGAUAAAAGAUUUGAGCCUAAUACAGUUACUGUGAUAAACGCACUACAAGCAUGUGAAGCAAGUUGUAAUUUAGAAAAGGGCAAGAAGAUUCAUGAACUGGCUGCUUUGAAAGGGUUUGAGUUCGAUGUAUCAGUUUCUACAGCCUUAAUUGAUAUGUACAUGAAGUGCUCUUCCCCUGAUGGAGCCUUUGAUCUGUUUAAAAGAAUGCCCAAGAAAGAUGUGGUUUCAUGGGUUGCUUUGUUCAGUGGAUUUGUUCAUAAUGGGAUGGCAUACAAGGCAAUGGGGGUCUUCUGCCAGAUGUUGUCCAGUGAAAUUCAACCCGACUCUAUUGCUAUGGUGAAGAUUCUAACAGCUUGUUCAGAAUUAGGAAUUCUCCAGCAAGCUUUUUGCCUUCAUGGUUUAGUGGUUAAAGGUGGCUUCAGUCAUAAUGCUUUCGUUGUGGCUUCACUCAUAGAAUUGUACUCAAAAUGUGGAAGCUUAGACAAUGCUGUUGAGGUAUUUGAAAGCGUAAAUUGUAGAGAUAUUGUCAUAUGGAGCUCAAUGAUAGCAGGCUAUGGAAUUCAUGGGUGGGGGGAGGAAGCACUGAAGUUACUUGAUCGGAUGGUAAGGAAUUCACCAGUUAGGCCUAAUGAUGUAACAUUCCUUUCAAUAUUAUCUGCUUGUAGCCAUGCUGGUUUAGUUAACGAAGGGAUAAAGUUGUUUGACAUGAUGGUGAAUGAAUACCAAUUGACACCUGAUUCAACACAUUAUGGGAUUUUGGUUGAUCUGCUAGGCCGCAGUGGAGAGUUGGAUAAAGCCAUGAGUAUUAUUGAUCAGAUGCCGGUGCAAGCUGGGGCCAAUGUUUGGGGUGCUUUGCUUGGUGCAUGUAGGAUCCAUCAGAACAUCGAUGUGGGAGAGCUCGCAGCAAGUAAUCUCUUACGUCUAGAUCCUAAUCAUGCGGGGUAUUACAUUCUGUUAUCAAAUAUUUAUGCUGUUGAUGGGAAGUGGGCUAAUGCAAAAGAUCUUCGAACUUUAAUUUAUGGGAAGAAAUUGAAGAAGAUGAUUGGGCAAAGUGUGGUUGAGGUCAGGAAUUGAAUCCCUAGCUUUGUAGCCAGCCACUGACAAAUUUCACCCUGACUCUUGACAAAUUUACAGUUUGCUGAGAAAUUGGACGUGAAAACAGAGUAGUGAAUUUCAGAGACACAAGUUGUUUGCAGCAGCCCAAACCAAAAUCAUGUGUCACAUGGAUUUUGAAAGAGGCAAUAAUCAUGCUCCUCUUUUCUUAGGUCUAGAUGAUAUACCUGCUUAAAUAAGGGGUCAAUAAAGGGAGAUGUUAAGAGAGCCGAGGAAAGCCCUUCGAACUUAUUUGUAGAGCCUUAAAUGUCCUUAUUGAAAACUAAAGUGCUAAUGAGCAGAAAAGAGAGGACCACACUUGAGUGAGGUACCAGGCUCUAUGCAUUUUGAAAACCACUUUGUCAGCCAACCACUUUGUUUGGAAAAUAUCAAAAGGUGAACAUUUUGUGGCUUCAUUGGAUGUUACACUUUUGAAAGCGAGGCAAGCUUGGAGAGGACAUCGAGUGAGGAAAGAUUAAAGAAGUCGAGCUUGGCAUCUUCUCGAGCAUAAUUAUUGUGAAAAUGACAUCCAUAGAAAUGAGUCUUGGACAAUUUAUUUAUGAAAAAUGCCGUCCUUUAAUUUUUAA